AUGAAAAUAUUAUUUCCAGAUCAAAAAAAUAGUUUAAUAUCUGAUUCUAUUCUUCUUUCGAAUAUACGAUUAGAUCGAAUAAAACAAUUCGGAACAAAAAUUAAAUCAGGAAUAUCAUUGACUGAAGUCAAAGGUGAAUUAGUUGACUUCGAAGUUAAUGAUCGUUCUCAUCCUCGAUCUAAAGGAAUUCAUGCACAAUCUAAACAUAUCCCUGAUACAUUAACUAAAUAUGGAUACAAGUAUGAUCCUAGUUGGGUAAAUCGUCCAUUACGUAACGAUGAAACUAUCGAAACAGCGUUAUCUGGUCAUAGUGAACGGCUUGCAAUAGCCUAUCAUUUCAUUCAACAAAAAAAACAUCAUUUUUUCAAAUCACAAACAAUCUUCGUUUGGGCGAUGAAUCGUAUUUUUCCGGAAAAUAAUCGUCAAUCAAAUCGCGAUUAA
Molecule: messenger RNA, 441 nt
Organism: Adineta steineri
Lineage: Eukaryota; Metazoa; Rotifera; Eurotatoria; Adinetida; Adinetidae
Source: the annotation of a GenBank genome assembly